GAGUUCCUGCACGACCGACUGGUUCACAAUAGUUUUUAUUUUAAAUGGGGGAACAAAACGAACUACAGACUCUAAAAAAGACAACAUAUGCCGGAGAAACGUUCGAGCAUCCUGCGAUAUCAUUGCCAGACACACAAAAAGGACAAUGGACAGCAUUGCUGAUUUUUGCCGGUUAUUGUUCAACGCUCGGAACUGCAGUUCCAGCCGGAUAUUGUAUCGGUGUAAUGAACAGCCCAGGAGUGUUUAUGCGAGCAUGGUGCAAGGACAUCUUGGCGUGGCGUAACAACACACAUUUAUCUGCAGCGAGUCUAGAUCUCUUGUGGUCUGCUAUAAUUUCCAUAUUUUUAGUUGGGGGAGCAGUGGGGUCGUAUGCAGGUGCGAUUGUUGCCAAUAAAUUUGGAAGGAAACGCUGUGUCAUGUUUUGUGGAUUGCUGUUUUGUACUGGCGGAAUCUGUUUUUUCUUGUGCCGCAUACUAAACUCUAUCGAAAUGCUGGUAUUGGGCCGUUUCUUAGUUGGGUUGGCGUCUGGAUUGACAACUUCGUCAUUGCCGAUGUAUUUAAGUGAAAUAGCUCCCUUAAAAUAUUUUCUCUAUCCGGAGAGUCCGAAAUGGCUUUACGCGAUAAAAGGUGACCGAGAAGAGGCCCAAGUGCAACUCGCACGCUUAAGAGGGGGCAACUUUAAGCCGAACGAUUUCAUCAGCGAAAUGGACAGUGGGGAGGAUGAAGAUGCUAGGGGCUAUUUGGAUGUCCUGAAAGAUAGAAAGCUUCUUUUACCGCUUAUAAUUGUGUGUAUUUACCAAGGUGGCCAACAACUAUCGGGGAUUAAUGCAAUUUUUUAUUACUCUGUGUCGAUUUUUCGUAAAGCUGGUUUAUCCGAUCAAGAAGCAGAAUGGGCAAACUUGGGGGCGGGGUCAUUAAAUCUAGCUGUCUCACUUCUAGGGCCAUUUCUAAUGGCCAGAGUGAAUCGCCGACCCCUCAUGUUGGUUUCAAGCAUGUUGUGCAGUAUAUUCCUCCUAAGUUUUGCUUUAAUGUUGCAUUUUAUUGAUGAUGUUAGCUGGUUCGCAGCUGGAUGUAUAGCUUGUAUAUACUUUUACAUAUUUUCCUUCCAAUUUGGGGUUGGCCCGAUACCAUUUUUUAUUGGCUCUGAAUUGUUUCAAGUUGCCCCCAGACCGGUUGCAAUGUCCCUGGGAAGUUUAUCUUCGUGGUGCUGUAAUUUCACUGUGGGCAUGGCCUUUCCAACGUUGCAAAAUAUGUGGGGUCCCUUCUCAUUUUUGCCAUUUUCGAUUACGUGCUUCAUAAUGUUUCUACUCACAAUGUUCUACCUCCCGGAAACCAGAGGCCGCAAUCCAUCUGAAGUAGCUCAGAUUGUGUCGAGAGGAUUUCACUCCAAAGUUUUAUAAUUUAUGUAAUUGUACUCGCGUGUCAUCGGGCUAAUGUGUAUAUAUGUGUAAAAAAUUGUAGUUAAUCCAUAGAUUCCUGAUUCUUAAGCACCCGUUCAAAAUUGUUUGCUUUGAGUUAUUGACGCAGAAGGUUGCACCAUUCUUAAAUGUCGUAUUGUACGAAACAUUUCA
Messenger RNA from Musca domestica (house fly), 1571 nucleotides. RefSeq names its product solute carrier family 2, facilitated glucose transporter member 3. Gene Ontology annotation, cellular component: membrane. Gene Ontology annotation, molecular function: hexose transmembrane transporter activity. The record is from RefSeq and is a predicted model, not a curated record. Gene Ontology annotation, biological process: monosaccharide transmembrane transport. The transcript is spliced from 7 exons. NCBI's taxonomy places the organism in Eukaryota, Metazoa, Arthropoda, Insecta, Diptera, Muscidae. Bases 45 to 1400 code for a protein of 451 amino acids.